AUGGCUUCCUUAAGCUUCCUACUCUUGCUUCUUCUUGCUCUUAUCAUUCCUCAGGGGUUUGCCAACUAUGACAAACCGCCUGUUUACAAUCCACCGAUUGAGAAACCUCCAGUUUACAAACCACCAGUGUACAAGCCACCUAUAGAGAAACCUCCAAUUUACAAACCACCUGUUUAUAAACCACCAGUUGAGAAACCUCCUGUGUACAAGCCACCUGUAGAAAAACCACCUGUGUACAAGCCUCCAGUUGAAAAACCACCUGUGUACAAGCCACCUGUAGAAAAACCACCAGUGUAUAAGCCACCUGUCUACAAACCACCAGUUUAUAAGCCACCAGUUGAAAAACCACCUGCCUACAAACCUCCAGUGGAGAAAUCCCCCGUCUACAAGCCACCUGUAUACAAGCCACCCGUCGAGAAGCCUCCAGUUUACAAGCCCCCGGUGGAAAAGCCACCUGUGUACAAGCCACCAGUAUAUAAGCCACCGGUUGAAAAACCUCCGGUUUACAAGCCACCUGUCUACAAACCCCCAGUUUAUAAGCCACCAGUAGAGAAACCCCCCGUCUACAAGCCACCUGUGGAGAAACCUCCAAUCUACAAGCCACCUGUAGAGAGGCCACCAAUCUACAAACCACCUGUAUACGAGCCUCCAGUUUAUAAGCCACCUGUUGGGAAGCCACCGAUCUACACGCCUCCAUUCUAG
Messenger RNA from Vicia faba (fava bean), 702 nucleotides. Lineage: Eukaryota; Viridiplantae; Streptophyta; Magnoliopsida; Fabales; Fabaceae. The record is from the annotation of a GenBank genome assembly.